GAAUAUGAAGGCGCGCUAAGCCGGGCUGGAGCGGAGUGUCUCCGAGGCUGUGCUCCAUUCAGAGCCCAAGGACUUACAGCUUCCUCCGCUGCCUUCCUGUGCCAACGACCCCCCAAAAGUUGUGAUGCUUUUCUUUACACAGUGCUUUGGGGCUGUGUUGGAUCUCAUUCACCUCCGGUUUCAGCACUACAAGGCUAAACGGGUUUUCUCUGCUGCUGGGCAACUUGUCUGUGUGGUCAACCCCACCAACAAUCUAAAGUAUGUGUCUAGUAGACGGGCCAUCACUCAGAACUCUGCUGAGCAAGGUAGCUUCCACCAGCACCAUCUUCCCCACCACCAUCGCCACCACUGUCACCACAACCACCUGUAUCAGCAUGCCCGUCCCCACCACCUCCACCACCAGGAGCCCGGACUGCACAGCACUCAGAUGACACCCUGCAUUUGCCCCCUGUUCUCCUGCCAAUGGGAAGGGCACCUGGAGGUGGUGGUCCCUCACCUGCGGCAAAUCCACAGGAUCGACAUCCUGCACGGGGCGGAGAUAGUGUUCCUGGCCACGGACAUGCACCUCCCCGCGCCAGCCGAUUGGAUCAUCAUGCACUCCUGCCUCGGCCAUCACUUCCUGCUGGUGCUCAGGAAACAGGAACGACAUGAAGGGCACCCUCAGUUCUUUGCUACCAUGAUGCUGAUUGGGACCCCCACACAGGCCGACUGCUUCACCUAUCGCCUGGAGCUCAACAGAAACCACAGGCGUCUCAAAUGGGAGGCCACCCCGAGAUCCGUCCUGGAGUGUGUGGACUCAGUCAUCACCGACGGGGACUGCCUGGUUCUCAACACCUCACUGGCCCAGCUUUUCUCUGACAAUGGCAGCCUCGCCAUUGGAAUCGCCAUCACUGAGACGGAGGUCAGAGCCAGGGAUGCUGCUGAGAUGUGAGACCAGGAGCGGCCGGAUCUCCUGUGCACCUCGGACCUCUAGACAGCAGGACCUAUUAAUUACCCUUCUUUCUUUUCUUUCUUUUUCGUCUCAGGUAAUUUGAGGUAUUAGUAUUCGUCUGCCAUGGGCAUUAUAUUAUGUAAACAACUGUGAUUCAAGAUCUUGGUGUGAAAUCUGUCCUGUGUUGUUGGUAAAAUUUUGUAGAACAUUCAGAAGAGUCUACCAGAAUAGUUAUUUCCCACCAUUGUUAGUUCUUUUUUUCACUGCCUCCAAAGGGAACACGUACCACAGUUACCAAGAAGCAGAGCACUGGAGUUAAAGGCUCCCAAACACAUCCUUCUUUCCCUCUUCUGGCUGCUUCAGACAGAGCCUGCCUUGUCAUGGGUGAAGCAGCAUGUCUCGGGAGAAAACCCUGACAGCCAUGAUCGACCCCUUUCCAGGAGCCUUGGGCUCAAGGCUAAGCUGCAGAAGCAUGAGACAGUGUCUCCUCCACAGACCGUGGCGUCACCUGGAGGCACCCUUUGUGUCAGAAGCACUCAUUUGAUCCAGGGCUGGAGACAGUGGUCAGAUUAAAAGCCUUCUCCUUUUUUCAGGUUUUCCUGGCCUCCUUACUGAGCCAUGCCUUUCCCUUUUACUUUGCAAUUAAAGCCCGGAUGUUCUCCCUGCUUUUCGGAAAAUCGCUUUGCCUCUGCUGAGAUGCAGGCUAAGUAAGAUGCAGGAGAAAAGCAGCCAGAAAGAAGGCAUGGAAUUAAUUUUCUAACAGAGGGUGCUCCUGCCUCAGUGAGACCUUUCAAGUGUAUAAAUUAUAAAUCCGUCAGCCCCCCUCACUAGAGUAACACUUUUUGUAUCAGAGAGCCAGCCACUCUGUUCUUGAUAGUUUAUAAAUAAGAUCCAUCAUCAAAAUAAGGACCCCAGAGAAAAGCAAAGCAGGACCUCCCGCCUGGAGAGCUGGCCCUGAUACUUGUCCCCCACCCUGCUGGCUUCUUUCCUUACUCUCUAACACACUCUGUACAUAAAUAUGGCUGCUUAGGAGUUAGCUCUGCAUGUGCAGAAGGGAGCGUCACCUCACCCUCCACUUCCCUCCCCUCCCCAACCCACCAACCCACAACCUUACCACCACCCCCUCCACCUUCUUCACCCUCACCCCCUCCACCUUCACCCUCACCCCCUCCACCUUCACCCUCACCCCCUCCACCUUCACCCUCACCCCCUCCACCUUCACCCUCACCCCCUCCACCUUCACCCUCACCCCCUCCACCUUCACCCUCACCCCCUCCACCUUCACCCUCACCCCCUCCACCCUCACCCUCACCCCCUCCACCUUCACCCUCACCCCCUCCACCUUCACCCUCACCCCCUCCACCCUCACCCUCACCCCCUCCACCCUCACCCUCACCCCCUCCACCCUCACCCUCACCCCCUCCACCCUCACCCUCACCCCCUCCACCCUCACCCUCACCCCCUCCACCUUCACCCUCACCCCCUCCACCUUCACCCUCACCCCCUCCACCUUCACCCUCACCCCCUCCACCUUCACCCUCACCCCCUCCACCUUCACCCUCACCCCCUCCACCUUCACCCUCACCCCCUGACACCCUCUCCAGAGGUUGUUUCUCUUGGUUUGUUGUUAGAACCGUGCAUGAGCCUCUAGAGGAAGGCCUUCGAGCACUGGAAGAAGGGGGAGGGGCUUCGCUCUGCCUUUUUUCUGCUCUAACUUGGACACCUUAAAACCUUCCCAAUGGGACCACGUGUCCACAACUCCUUUCUGUCACUGGCCAAGUGCUACGGGGAAACAUGGCAUCCAAAUCCAGCACAGCUCUCUCCCUGGGACUGUGUGGGCCUCUUUCCAACUCAUUCCCUUACCUCAGGCACACCAGCUGGGCCGGGCCAGCCUCCAAGCGAAUGCUUAGUUUGAGGCAGAUUGUCCUGGCUGGCCAUCAGCAAUCUUUUCUCUACCAGAAUUAAUCCAUCUAAAAACAUACUACCCUUCCCCCACCCCCACCCCAAACUGAGUGAUUUUCCAGCCAUUUUUGCUGUGGACUCCCACCCGAAACAUUGAUAGAAAUAUGAAAAUGCAGUUCUUUCCAGUCACCCAGUCAUUUUUGGGACUCUGAGCCCAGGCUUCAUCUAUCUAGGGCUGGAGAAGCACAACUAACUUUGCCCAUAGAGGAGCACAAAGACGAAGCUGUGAGUUCCCGAGGAAAGGCUUGCAUGCGGCAGGAGCUAUCACACAUGCAGCUCCAGGCCAUUAGAUUCCAACCAUGGAUGGCCCAGACCCAAGGCUCGUGGGUCAGCCCUGGGAGGGAGCAGCUUCUGUGGCUCCUUGCCUGCAGCCCAGGCCUCCAUAGCCAUCUAAAGGCGUCAGAAGCCGCAGUUCCUUCCUGGCUUCUGACGGUCAUUUGGAACAUCAUAGGUGCCCCAACUAAACACACAACACCUCAAGAAGACGCUCAGUGCUUACACAUCCCGGGACUCCUGCAGGUUGCCUGUGCCUUCCACUGAGCCGAACUAGGAACAACUGCAGGCUGUCAUUAGUGCACACUGUACUAUGGGUAGGUCAUCCAAGCACAGAUUUGAAAGGUGGUUCCUAAGAUCUCCAAAAUAAAGGCUAGGAAAUGUGUCCUUUUCCUCCAUCUACGGUGCUCCCAAAAUGGCUUUUCUCUCCAAACGAGUAAGUGAGAACAGAAGACAAAGGAGCCAGCUAAGGCCAGUGAAUUGGAAACCAAAAAAAGUGUGCAUUUGAUGUCAUUGCUACCAAAAGGCUCUUUUCUUUAGUCUUGAGUAAAUCCUCAUCAGGUUCCUCAACACACAGGUUCAGAGAUGCAUCAUGACCUUCUCAAGGUCAAACAUCAGACCACAACUAAAAUUCAGCCCCACCAACCCAGAUUUAGUGUUCUCGAUAUAGGAAGACGAACCCCCGAUGUCCAGCAGGGUCUUGCUUCAGCAGUGGAUUGGAGACUUGAGAACCGAUCAGGUCUUCACCCUGGAUGAUGGAGAAUCCAGAUGAUGGUGGAGAAUCCAGAGGGAAGACUGGAGUGGAAUCCUUCUUUAGUAGCUUCUUGGCCAUGUGAAGUAAGCUGGUCCCAGGGCUGUGGGAGGGAAGAGGUGCAUGGAGGUCUCAGUAGCCUGGUGUCCCUUUGUCCCCUUCACCCACUGUCAGGCAAGCGUCUUGCUCCUCCAGGUUGCCAAGACACUCAAUGGUACUCUUUGAGGAAUAUGUGUGUUUUAAUAGAGGGUCUAGACAGACAGUAGCACUGAAGAGAAAAUGGGUCAUCUGUAUUUGAAUUGGCAAUUGUGAGCUGUUUGUUGGGAAGGUGUUUUAAGGGGAGCCUGCCUCCCCUUGAGUCAGAGCCUAAAUGAAUGACUGCUGGAGGUUCACAGUACAAUGAAGAUUGUACAUACAUGUGUCAGUCAGUACAUACAUGAGCCUGUCCCCGGGGUAGACCUAACUUUCCUGCAGCUCCUGGGGACAUUGAGAAAUGGGCCAGGAUAGUUGUCACAGUAGGCCUUGUGGCUGCCACUGACUGGAAGUUUCCCAUAUGACCCCGGGGGAUAUUAUCCCAUGUAAUCCUCAAAAGAAUCACACGGAGCUGCUGCUAUGUGUAAUAUGUUGUACCUAUGUAACUGAGAAAUUGCAGAUAGCAAACAGUAAGACUGGUUCCACAGUCUAGGCUUUUAACCAAUUCCAUCCAUGUCAUUUCUAUGAACUCAUGUUGCAGAUUCUCAGAAGGACCAGUCUGGACGGCAUGGAAACGCUGCUUUAGUGUUUCAGUACUAAGUGUAUCUUUUUGCUUCUGUUCUUCCAGUCUGAUAGCUGACUUGUAUUCAGAUUGUUACAUUUUUAGAAUUUUGUAGGUCAGUUAUUACAACCAUUAUUGAAGAUUAACUUAUAUAUAAUCUUACAGUUAAAUAAAUUCUAUUUAAGACAAGGAGAA
This is a messenger RNA of Rattus norvegicus (Norway rat), 4866 nucleotides long. RefSeq names its product siah E3 ubiquitin protein ligase family member 3 (gene Siah3). Gene Ontology annotation, biological process: ubiquitin-dependent protein catabolic process. Bases 125 to 931 code for a protein of 268 amino acids. Gene Ontology annotation, cellular component: cytoplasm. Gene Ontology annotation, molecular function: ubiquitin protein ligase activity. NCBI's taxonomy places the organism in Eukaryota, Metazoa, Chordata, Mammalia, Rodentia, Muridae. The record is from RefSeq and is marked inferred. The transcript has 2 exons.